Toxotes jaculatrix (banded archerfish) is the source of this 3925-nucleotide messenger RNA. It is a transcript of the gene eml3, whose product is annotated as EMAP like 3. The transcript is spliced from 24 exons. Gene Ontology annotation, biological process: microtubule cytoskeleton organization. The coding region runs from base 200 to 3211 and encodes 1003 amino acids. Gene Ontology annotation, molecular function: microtubule binding. Gene Ontology annotation, cellular component: mitotic spindle. Lineage: Eukaryota; Metazoa; Chordata; Actinopteri; Toxotidae. The record is from RefSeq and is a predicted model, not a curated record.
UUUUUUUUAUUGUUCAUUGAAAAAUAGUACUUGAUUUACAGGAAACUGUUUAUGUUUCCGUUACGUAUGCUAGUAAAUAUGGUAACUUGACACACGUCCACAAGUGUGUGACUUCUGACACUCCUCUCUCAGCAUGGAAAACUCACCUCGGUCCAGAUUUUACAUCUAGAGAAACUUACUACAACGUAAACUUCGGAUUAUGAAUUCUUCUACAAACAGCCUGGAUGAUGUAUCAGCAGACAGCAGUGCUGAGUUCCCAGACAGAACAUCCAUGAUGGAGGUGCGUCUGCAGGCGCAGGAAGAUGAGAUCACGUUGCUGAAAUCCUCCCUGGCUGAUGCCCUGCGUAGGAUCCGCCUCCAUGAGCAGCUCCUGCCGCUACUGAAACAGCAGCUCAUUGCAGUGAACCCAGGUGCUGCACGGGUGUUGAAUCAGGUGUGCUGCUCAGAUGGUUGCACCAGCAGCAGAAAACUGUCCUCCAGCUCAGCCGUCGAUGGGAUCCGCCAUUCUGCUACCAGCCAACUCUCAGACAGCAUUGUGACCAAUGCUAAUGGCCACAUAGGAAGCCCAAUGUCCACAGAGCCCAGGCCGGCAACACUGGACAGGUCAACCCAGACAGAUCCCAUCCUCCCAGGGCAGGGCGCUGGGCAGGACAGGGUCUCUCUGCCCAGAUGUGUCCAUGACCAGACCCUGAAACUGGAGGACGCCCUCCCUCCAGAGCAAACUGUGGAGGGGACCCGGGCCAAGCUCCACCGUGUUCCUGGUUUGGAACAGGAGGAUGAGGAGCAGGAGGAAGAUGAAGAAGGAGGAGGCGAACAGGAAAAGGAGCUGAGUUGGACGUCAUCAGUAGAGGAGCCCAUCCAGCCCACCACAAUCAGAGGCCUCCAGAGGGAAGACUUCCAGGAUGGAAGCUGCUCUCCAGAGGAGCCGGGCUCAUCCUCGGCCUCAGCCAGAACCUUAGACCAGAACCCCAGCUCCCGUGGCGGACCCCUGUCCCCCAUCCAGGAAGGACAGAAGACGCCUCUGGUUCGUAGGAACAGCGAGAAACUGGGGAACGUGGAGAAGCAGAGGAAGCGUCUGGAUAAGAAGGCAGCGUCCUCAGCCAACCUCCUCACCCGCUCUCCCAGCCUGGAGAACCGAGCUAAGGAGCUCAUCGCCAGUGCAGGAUCCCCUGGGUCCAGAAGAGGAACCUACAGCCAAGGACAGUCAAUCAAAAUGUUCAUCCGGGGCCGGCCCAUAACCAUGUACAUCCCCUCUAACAUCCAGAACUACGAAGACCUGAAGAUGGAGCCGCCCUCAGAGAGGCUGGAGCUGGACUGGGUCUAUGGUUACCGGGGACGGGACUGCCGUGCCAACCUGUACUUCCUUCCCACAGGCGAAGCUGUGUACUUCAUCGCCUGUGUCAUUGUGCUCUACCACAUCAACAACCGCACACAACGCCACUAUCGCAAACACACAGACUGUGUCCGCUGUCUGACCCUUCAUCCUGACAAAGUGCGGGUGGCAUCUGGCCAGACGGCUGGGGUGGAUAAAGACGGCAAGCCCCUGCAGCCUUGUGUUCAUAUCUGGGACUCCACCUCCCUGGUCACCCUGCAGCAGAUCGGCCUGGGAACCUUCCAGAGGGGCGUGGGAUCAGUUGCAUUUUCUUUUGCUGAUUCUGGAGCUUUCCUGUGUGUGAUCGAUGAUUCUAAUGAACACAUGCUGUCCGUAUGGGACUGCAACAAGGGGACCAAGCAUGCAGAGGUCAAGAGCACCAAUGAGGCAGUGUUUGCUGUGGAGUUCAACCCAAGCGACAGCACCAACAUCAUCACCUGCGGCAAAUCCCACGUCUACUUCUGGACGCUGAACGCGGGGCAGUUCACCAAGAAACAGGGCAUCUUUGGAAAAUACAAGAAGCCCAAGUUCAUCCAGUGCUUUGUGUUCAGUCUGACUGGAGACGUUCUGACCGGAGACUCUGAGGGAAACAUCCUGACUUGGGGAAAGUCAGCUGCAGAUAUUAAAACGCUGGGUAAAGGAGCCAAAGAGACCUUCCAGAUAAUGCGUCAAACCCGAGCCCAUGAAGGCAGCGUGUUCACCCUGUGUCCCCUGCAGGGCGGCGCCCUGCUCAGCGGAGGGGGCAAAGACCGCAAGAUCAUCCGCUGGAGCGCCGACCUGGCACCUGAGAGAGAGUGUGAGAUUCCAGAAAACUUUGGGGCGGUGCGCACCAUUGCUGACGUGGAUGGGGAAGAACUGUUAGUUGGUACGACCCGUAAUGCAAUCCUCAGAGGCACCUUCUCAGACGGCUUUGUGGCUAUAGUGCAGGGUCACGUAGACGAGAUGUGGGGGCUGGCCACACACCCCUCGCAGAACAUCUUCCUCACCUGUGGCCACGACCGGCAGGUGUGUUUGUGGAAAACGGAAGAACAUAAGCUGGACUGGUGCAUCAGUCUGGAGGAGUAUGGGUUGUGUGCUGAUUUCUGCCCCAAUGGAUCAGUGGUUUCGGUUGGCCUCAGCACAGGAAGGUGGCUGGUCCUUGACCUCCUGACCAAAGAGGUGGUCUCUGAGUCCACUGACGGGAAUGAGCAGCUGUCGGUCAUGAGAUACUCACCAGAUGGCAGCUUUUUAGCGGUUGGAUCUCAUGACAACUUCAUCUACAUCUACAGCGUGACAGAGAGCGGCCGGCGCUACACCCGCUUUGGGAAGUGCAACGGUCACUCCAGCUUCAUAACUCACCUGGAUUGGUCCAAAGACGGGAAGUACAUUAUGUCAAAUUCUGGCGACUAUGAGAUUCUGUACUGGGACAUUGCAGGAGGGUGCAAACUGUUGAGGAAUCGCUUUGAAAGCAAAGACAGAGAGUGGGCUUCCUACACCUGUGUGUUGGGCUUCCAUGUCAUGGGUGUGUGGUUGGAGGGCUCAGACGGCACAGACAUCAACGCCCUGUGUCGCUCUCACAGUGAGAGGGUCGUGGCCGUGGCCGACGACUUCUGCAAGGUCCACCUCUUCCAGUAUCCCUGUCCUAAACCAAAGGCACCGAGCCACAAGUACGACGGCCACGGCAGCCACGUCACCAACGUCUGCUUCACCCACAAUGACUCCCACCUGCUGUCCAUAGGCGGGAAGGACACCUGCAUCCUUCAGUGGAAGGUGAUCGGAGGGGGGCCAGUCGAAGGCAGGGAGAGGCUGGCCUCCGCCUCCUCUACCUCCACUAGCUCUCCAGAACCUGCCACCAGCUAGGAAGGACUUGCAUUGUUAAGAGCGACAGAGCGGGUGCUGUUUACACAUAGACAGAGAGGCGCGUGUGAAGUCAGUGGACGGCCGCCACAGCUGUCGGCUCAGUUUGGCCUCUGUGGUUCCACUGCUGUGCCAGUUUCAUUACAGAACAUGUAGAGGAAUCCUCUACAGGAGGAAGGGCCAUAUUCAUUUUACACUUCCAUGCCUCCAUAAUCGUGUAAAUCCUUGUGAAACUGCACGGCAUAGCGCAGAUUACCUGUCAUUCUGUUGGAUGUGUGGUGAGGAGCGGUCAUGGACGUGUGCUGGUACAGAACAUGACUUCACUUCUGUGGUGACGUAGACUUUGGUUUCAGUAAACAUUCCUGUGUCCUAGUCCAUCUCGCUUCCAAAACCUUACCAGAGUGCCGCGUUGUGGUACAAGAAGACUUCUGCAUAAUGUUUUUACAUGAUUUUAGUAUUUUAAACAGUGUUUGAUUGACAUGUCACCUAAUACUGGAGCUGUUUUUGUGCUUGCAUUAGACAGACUGUGACAAACCUGUUUCAGUGGAAUCAACUCUCAGCUUCUCUGACUAAUUCAUUUCUCUAACAGUUGAUAAGUACACUUGAACAUGAUUACUUUAGUACAGUUUUAUAUAUAUAUAUAUAUAUUUAAAAGAACAUGAGAAUACUGUGAUCAUGUAUCUGUCAAGCUCCCAAUAAAUUACUUAAGACUGGAAA